CAGAUCGACUGUUAGUCGAGACAAGUCAACAGAGUCGCCACACCGUAUGAAGUCGGUGCGCGUGCUCGUGCUCGUGCCCCGUAGCUCUGCUGCGCGCUCUCGACACCAUGUCGCCAUUUUGAUUCGAAAAAUAUGACAGAGUUUUUCCUGCCUUGCAUGCUAAAGUUAGCCUCGCGUCCGAAGUACUUCGUGCGAGAGUUCGAAUCCCACUCUCCCUCUCUGGAGUAGCAGCUUUUGCUUCUAGUGUCAAGCAGCCGGUGACGUCGGGGAACUCUUUUAUUCGGUCGACUUCAAAGCAACAUCUGGCUGACGUUAGCUAAGUUGAGCUAGCUACAGUAGCAGCGCUGUCGCAGGCUGACCCCUUCUUCAAAACAAAUCACUAUUCGCUCAGGCUAAUGCGCGUUAGCUAGCGCGGGUAGCUCACAGUUAGCCGCAGAGCUAGCGACUCGACAGUCCACCGACAGUCCACCGACAGUCCGCCACAGACGGCAGCAGCAGCGGGUUCCGACCACAGGUAUUUAAAAACCUUUGUGGUUGCAGAGCUGAUGAGACAUGAGAAGGAAAUGAAAUCAAAUGUUAGGCGCAGGGGUUAUGGUGAGCCUCUCGGUGUCUCAUCUCCUAAAGAGGCCUGCAUUUUAAGAGGAGACCCAUGCUGAUAAAUGCCAGGCCUCGCCACACUCUUUGUCGUCUGCACAAAUACAAAUGCCUGCCUGCCCGAGCGGGAGGUCUGAUUAAAGAUAUCCACAUUUCAUCCACUGGGCUGUGUCCCCCGUCCCAGCGGCAACCAUGUUUUGGAAGUUUGACUUGCACACCACCUCCCAUAUCGACCAGCUGCUGGACAGGGAGGACGUGACGCUGAGAGAACUGAUGGAGGAGGACGACGUCCUGCAGGAGUGCAAAGCCCAAAAUCGUAGAUUGCUCCUCUUCCUCUCCCAGGAACACUGCAUGCAGGAGCUGGUCAGCCUCAUCACCACAGAGCCGCCUGCUGACCUGGAGGAGAGGAGCCGAUUCAAAUUUCCCAACAUUGCUUGUGAGCUCCUGACAUCAGAUGUGUCCAUUAUAAAUGAUAAGCUGGGCGGGGAGGAGUCCCUCCUCGAGAUGCUCUACCACUUCUUGGAGCAGGACCCGCCCCUCAACCCGUUACUCGCCAGCUUUUUCAGCAAAACUAUCGGCAAUCUCAUUGCCAGGAAAACCGAACAGGUGAUUACCUUUCUGAAGAAAAAGGAAGGCUUCAUUGGUCUGGUGCUGAAACAUAUUGAUGCCUCCGCCAUGAUGGACCUUCUGCUUCGCCUCAUCAGCUGUGUAGAGCCUGCCCCCUUGAGGCAGGAGGUCCUCCAUUGGCUGAACGAGGAGAAUUUGGUACAGAGACUCACAGAGCUCAUCCAUACUGGCAAAGAUGAGGAGAGACAAUCAAAUGCGUCCCAAACGCUUUGUGACAUCAUCCGCCUUAGUCGAGACCAGGCCAAUCAGAUGCAGGAGAACAUGGAGGCUGACCCACUAUUGGCCGUACUAGAGUCGCAGGAGAGUGUGGCGGGGCUCCUCAAGAACUUAUUUGAGGGGGAGAGGAGCGAGGCCUCCAUCGUUAACGGAACUCAAGUGCUACUUACCUUACUGGAGACCAGGAGGUCUGGGUUGGAAGGGCUGAUGGAUCUGUAUUCUCAGGGUUAUGAAAGGUCUUACACUGUCAACAGCAGUAUUUUAAAUGCCAUUGAGCCCCAUUUAAAGGACUUCCAGCAGCUUCUUCUGGAUCCCCCCAAGAAAAGUGCAAUAUUGACAACCGUUGGCGUUCUAGAGCAGCCACUGGGGAACGCCCGCCUUCACGUGGCCCGGCUGGUGGCCGCCCUACUGCAGACCAAUGCCCCCAGUAUGUGCCAGGAGCUCUGCAAUCUUGGCACCAUGGACCUACUACUGGAUCUGUUCUUCAAAUACUCCUGGAAUAAUUUUUUGCACUUCCAAGUGGAGCUGAGUGUGGCGGCCAUCCUGAACCACCCUUCGUCAGAGGAGCGGCCCUGUCCAGGCCUUCAGAACCACGAUGGCACCGCUGCAGCUUCUAACCCUGAGGCCCAGGGGGAGGCCUUGGAGACAGGCAGGACCGUUGACCCACAGGCCUCCUUCCACAACGCCCUUGUGGCUCAUCUCUUCCAGAAGUGUCGACUGGUACAGAGGAUCCUUGACGCCUGGGAGGAGAAUGAUAGAAUACAGGCUGAGGGAGGCACCAGGAGAGGCAACAUGGGUCAUCUGACCAGAAUUGCCAACAUGGUGGUCCAGAACCUAGAGAAAGGACCAGUACAGGCCCAGAUCACUGACCUCAUCAAAGAGCUUCCAGAGGACUGCAGAGGUCGCUGGGAGAGCUUUGUGGACGAGACCCUGAGAGAGACUAACAGGAGGAACACAGUCGAGCUGGUGAGCACCCACAACAUGCACUCAUCCAGUGAGGACGAUGACAUGGAGAGCCCCUUCCCCAAUGACCUGUCCCUCCAGCAGGUAGGAAGGACUCGUCGCCAUGGAAACAGAAUGACCCUUCACACAUCUGCCUUCUCCGACUAUCAGAUCCAACAGAUGACUGCCAACUUUGUGGAUCAGUUUGGGUUCAAUGAUGAGGAGUUCAGCGAGCACGAUGAAAAUAUUAAUGCCACGUUUGACAGAAUUGCCGAAAUAAACUUCAAUAUAGAUGCUGAUGAUAACAGUGCCAACGCGGCUGCUUUCGAAGCCUGCUGUAAAGAGAGGAUACGCCAGUUUGAUGAUGCUGAAGAGGAAGAGGACAUUUGGGAGGAGAACGAGAUCAACUAUGCAACGCAAGCUAAAUCCAGAACAAGGUUUGGUGUCUCCCAGACCUCAGAGGGAAGCUCCAGGAGCAGCAUGGAGAACGGAGGCAGGGAGCAGGACCGCGGGUCUGAAUCUGAUGAGGACGAGGACACGGAGCAAAACACGUCAGAAACAGGUCCAGGCUGGACAGCGAAUUUCAGGGACUCCGGGGGCAAUGCAGCCUCCCAGACCCCAACAUCUUGGGACAGCUCAGCUGGGAGGGGAGCACAGACACAGGACACCAACUGGGCCCACUUCACAGAGUUCCAGCCCUUCUCCAGGACGGAGACUAAUCCCCGGUGCAGCUCUCCUGUGGACGCACACGCAGAUAAACAAGCCAAACAAAACCACGACAAGGGCGAUGUUGGAGUCGGUCCUGGUGCUGGGACAGCAGGAGAAGGGAGGAAGGCUCCGAUCGUGGCCUCAGACAGCAGCUCCUCCGGGGGAUCUGACAGCGAGGAGGACGACAAAAACGCUGGUCCUCGUCCCACCGCAACCGUCGCCCCGGAAACAGCUGGCACCCCUGGCAACCAGGGAACUGACCUCAAAAGUGAGGAGAGUCCGGUGUCUCUAGAGAAACUCUCUCUUGCAGAUCCUAAAACCUCGGAGCAGCCGCCUGCUGGCGACUCUCCUGUAAACACACAGACUGACAGGAAAGAGGAGACGCCUCUGCCCCAGGAAGUGUCGGUGAACGGGCCGGUGUGAGCAGAACCACCAGCGGACCGUCAGCCUCCUCCAGAGUGACUCCCCCAAAUAACCUCACUGCAACUACGGUGUUUUACUGAAUCACUCUGCCAUCUUAUUGGACCUGGACACUGCCAAUCAACACCAGUACCGAGGCGGCCGAACAUGUAAAAAUAAAUAUAUAUAUGUAUGAAAAAUAAGAAGAAAAAAAAAACAACCAACAGAGGGAACGGGAGUGUAGAGGAGUCAUCGUCAAAGCCUUUUAUCCAAUGUUGCACAUAAUGACGUGCAGUUUUAAUGUAGCAGCGACCUUUGACACGACAGAAUCCGAAGGGGGUAACAUCAUCACGUCAUUAUUUUUUUAUGUCCUGAAAGAUUUUCUCCCGCUCCGCUUGGAGCUGUUGGAGGCGUUAGGGAUUUUACACGGUCGCCCCGAGCGGAGAGCACAGGCUCACUUUUAACGACGCCUCAACAAUAAAUACCUGUUUUUGAAAAGUUUUUUUUUCUUCUUCAAGCUUAAGAAAAAGCACUUAUGCAGCCAUUUUACUGUACAUGAUAGCACAAUGUAAGUGUUCGACCCUCAUCUCCGCUGGCUGUCUCGUCUGUCCUCUUCCCCAAAUCAAAUAGUCUUCAUUCCGUUGUUUUUCUCUCCGGUUGCGGUCGAUGACACGUCUCCUCGUGCUUCAGGAGGAGGGGGGCCGACGAUGAGCAGAGUUCAUAUAGUAUUACUGUCUGUUGCUCAUGUGCAAUAAUGUCAAUUAGCCAUUUUAUUUAAUAAUGAAAUUCAACAUGUUUUCCCCCCCAAAAAAUCAAUCUAGCAUUCAGACGCAUUUGGUGUCGGUUUGAUGGAACAUUUAGAUUUGAUCUGGAUUUUAUGUCUUUAAAUUCUUUUCUCUGGUGCAUGUGUAACUGGUUCUGUCGACCUAGCUCGUGAGCUACGACCUUCUGAUUGUAUUGACCUUUAAGUUCCUGUUACGAUCGCCCUUCAAUCAACCAAACAUUAUCUACCUAUAUACAAAUAUUAUCUACAUUUAACAGUAAUUUUACAAGCAAUCUUGAGAUUACUUUUGUCUGUUCCUCUUUUCCUUUCUCUCCACCGAGCACUUACUCACUGGGCGAGACUGAUGCUGUACCUUGUUGUUUUUCUUUUUUUAAAAAACCUUUUAAUUUUAUUUGUGAGCAGCAGGGUUGGAAAGAGGGUGGGUCUGCUGGGUUCUGUCGAGCUCCAGGCCUCUUCUGAUGUACUUACUACAAAUCAUUUGACAGCGAUCAGGUUCUACGAUCUUUGUUAAGAAAAAAAAAAAAUUGAAUUGAAAUUAAAAAGUGUCUGGUUGACCACAUUAAUACCAAA
This is a messenger RNA of Scophthalmus maximus (turbot), 4840 nucleotides long. RefSeq names its product protein phosphatase 6, regulatory subunit 2a (gene ppp6r2a). The transcript is spliced from 25 exons. NCBI's taxonomy places the organism in Eukaryota, Metazoa, Chordata, Actinopteri, Pleuronectiformes, Scophthalmidae. The coding region runs from base 787 to 3510 and encodes 907 amino acids. The record is from RefSeq and is a predicted model, not a curated record. Gene Ontology annotation, cellular component: cytosol; nucleus. Gene Ontology annotation, molecular function: protein phosphatase regulator activity; protein phosphatase binding.